Molecule: messenger RNA, 3114 nt
Organism: Encephalitozoon hellem ATCC 50504
Lineage: Eukaryota; Fungi; Microsporidia; Unikaryonidae
Exons: 1
Coding region: 1-3114 (1037 amino acids)
Source: RefSeq, a predicted model, not a curated record
AUGGUAAUCAGAUGGAAGGACAAGGAAGCAGUGCUUGGAGGAAAAAGACUAAUGUUUGAGGAUGAGAUUAUCAAUGCGGGGAGGUUUGGGAGAUGGGCUGUUGUUUGUACCCGGACGGGGAUCCAUUUCUACGGGGAAGAGGACAUGACUCUGAAACGGCCAAUAAAGGCGGCUUUUGUAAAGAGGGAGGGGGUUUACUACCAGAACAGGGAGAACAGUCAUGUGAUGUUUGUUUCACACCCGCUUGAGCCCGAGGUGUUUGUAUUCUUUGAUCACGGGUUUUCCUUAAAGGAGGUUAUAUCGGGAGAGAUGAUCCUGGAGGGUGCGGGGGGAUAUCUCCUGAAGAACGUUGCAAUUGAGAAGAUUGAUAUCCAAGAUGUGAUGGGGUGGUCUUCCUGCUCUGAUGCGGCCGAUGAGAUCAACAGGGCCCGAAUGCUAAUUGCGCAUAAGGUAGGGAGGGGAAUGAGGUGCCUUGUUGAGGAUUACGAAGGGAAUGGAAGGCACGAAAGGGGGAUAGGCAUGGACAUUGUAGACUAUGACAGCUUGAUGGUGGGUGUGCACGGGAAUACAGCGUUGUUUAUCAGACCUGGAAGCAGCAGAGGGGGUGUGAAGAGAAGUAAGCUAUUGUCUGAGACGAGUGUGAGGUUCGAAACGGAAGCUGGGUGUCCUAUAAAGUAUAGGAUGAGAAUCUCGAAGGACAAGUGGCUCGAGUUUUUGAGGAUCAACGACACGUUGUUUCUCGGAAACGAAGUUGUAUGCUCUCCAAUCAGAAGGGAUCUGUGGCCUAAAUCGAGGCUUUCAAGAAGAUGGAAGCAGGACUACUACAAGCCCUUUUGGAGGGGAAUAAAUGAGUUAGAAAGGAAUGUGCUUUCGUGCUAUCCAAAGGCCAUGCAAAGAGUAUUUAUGAGCGCUUUUUUCCAAAGCAAGAAGAAGAGGUUUGAUCUGCUGGAGCACACAGAGGAUGUUGUGGCCGAGGUUGAUAAGGUCCUGGAAGAGUGGCUUGCAAAGUGCAGAAGUGUGUGGGAGUUUUUGGACAUGGGCAUUCCGCAAAUUGAGGGGCUGAAGACUGUAUCUAUGUGUAAGGAGCUGAUUAGCUAUACACAUGCCUCAUUUGCAGGCAGCAAGGAUGUGCUGAAAAUGAAGUACAGAAGGAUCAUAAGAUGCAAUCUGGAUGCAAUUGUAAAUCUGAGGUACUCUGAUGUGAUGAGUCUUGGGUACAGAGUGAUUUACAUGGAGAUGAAGAAAGGAGAAGUACUUAGGAGCACGAGGCCUGUAAGAUCUGUCAGGAAGCUGUGUAAAAUUGCCGAGAAACACUUUGGAGAUCCCCGAGUGGAGGAAGUGCUUUCUUUGUUUGACGAGAAGCCGAUAAUCUUUGAGAUUGAUGAAUAUGAUUUGGAGAACAAGAGAGAAAAAGGAUACAUCCUUCGAAUGAUAUCAAACAUAGGAAAGGCCUAUCUAUUCUGCGGUCUGGGUGCAAUCAAAAAUAGAUAUGGCUCUGAGCAGCUAAGGUUUCCGAUCUACAAGAAUGGAGAGCUGGGUGAGAUUGAGAUCAAGGAGAGCGGCUGGACGGAUUGGCCCUCAUUCAACUAUUCUGUGUAUAGGGGCUGUGGACUGAGUUCUCAUGAUGAGGCAACGCAUGACUUUAUAGAGUCAAGGAUUCUUGAAUUUACAUCCACGGGAGUGGGAAAUGAGUUUGAGGUGGCCGGGAGGGUAUUUGCAUUUGGGCUUCAAGGCCGGCUGGGAGAGAUUCAUCCCCAGGGUGUUGCAAGGCUUGUUAUGCCGAAGCAUCCCGUGAUAUCCAUGGCUGUCCUGGCAGGGACUGGGAUCAGCCACAUUGGAAAAAGAGAUGAUAUAUUGGGAAAGAUGUACUUACACUAUCUUAAGUCUCCACAGCCCCUAUACAUUCACGUUGGAUGCAUUGUUGGGCUUGGAAUGUUGUAUGCAGGAAGCGGGAAUGUACUUAUCAAGAAUGCCCUGCAAGAAGAAGCAAAUAGGGAGGGCGUUUUCAAGAAUGAGCAAUACAACAGAGGAAACAAGAUAUGGUACGACUACACAUACAGAGUCAUGGCAUCCCUUUCCAUAUCGAUGCUGUAUGUGAAGACCAGUCUCGACAUCUUCAGGUUCAUAGAGCUGAAAGACUCUUUCUGUGAACUUCUUGCGAAUGGAAUUAUUCUGUUUGGCAGCAAGCAGAUGAGGUUUCGAAAUAGGCUCAGGAGGUCUGAUGCAAACAGGCCUGAAGAGGUCUUGUACUCUGAGCUGUUUUCUCUUGGGCUAGAAAUGAACGAGCACCUAGACUCGAUUGUCAGGGAAGUGAGGACGAAAGCUGCGAAUGCAAGCCUCCAUGAACUUUACAGAUUGUCUGGAAGGAUGCUGUACAUAUCUGUUUAUAUGCUCUACAAGGGCAUCUCCCCAGACUUCAACGGAAGUCUCUUUAAGGCCAUUGUAGAUGUAUGUCUUCUUGCAGAAAGAGCCAUGAAGAGUAAUGAUGAGACCAAGAUACUUUUUGACACAUCUCUUGUGGCACUUUCGCUGAUAUCAAACUCGUCUUGUAAUCUCGAUGUCAUCAGAAUCCUGAGGAGGCAGAUCAAGGCAACAGAGACAGGAAAGUCUCUGUCCGAGAAAAUGGACUUCUUCUUCACGUCUAGCACAUGCAAGCAAGAGGUGCAGCUCUCCAUGAGGUACGGAGAUGUUGAAAGAUACAAGCUGUGCCUUGGGAUAGUGGCCUGCGGGAUGGGAAAUCUAAGGAUUGUAACCUCCUACCACCUAGUCUUUGAUGUGAUAUCCACGUUCUUUGUCUGCUUCCCGAUUUCCCCCGUGGACCAGGAAUACUUCAAUAUGGCAAGGUACUUCCUUCUCCUCUCACUAAAGGUGAACCCUGAAGGAUUCAGAAACACAACGAGCUACCUUAAGCAAGGCAACAGAAGAAGUAAGAGGAAGUUGAGGGCAGACAUGUCUAGAAUCAAUAAGACCUUCUUGAAAGAGUAUUCAGAAGCAUCAGAUGCAGACAAGAAGUUCAUCAUCGACGUACUGACAGACUUUUACGAGCAGUAUGGUGGCAGGGACAACCUCCUUGAUGUUGAGAUGCUGAAGAACAUAGCCUGUAGAAUCAACUAA